GCGGCUCGUUCGUUUGUGUGUGCGUGCGUGCGUGUAUUGGUGUGCGUGUGUUUUUGUGUUUUUGUGUUUAUUUUUGGAAUUAAAAAGCUAGCAGCCGAUUUGUGUGUGGCAAAACUAAAGCUAAAGCUAAAGCUAAAGCCCAAAAUCGAAUCARAAAAGUGUGCCGCAGCGGCAAUAAUAGACGCGCGUGGUGCCUUGAAUUCACUGUACGGCUCCACGGUGGAGAACUUUUACCUGAGAAUGGAUCCCACGCGCGGCGACUCGCGCUACAACCUAAACUACUCGAUGAGUAGCAUAGGUCUCAGUCUGGCCGACCAGGCCGACAUGUACGGCAAUCCCGCCGUCGCUGCCCUGGGCGCCCGGCCCCCCAGCGGCGGCUUGCUGCAGAGCAUGGGCGGCAGCAGUGGCGCGGGCCUGGCGAUGCAGCAGCGCCCCAAUCCGGCGGCGGCGGCGCAGCAGCAGCAGCAACAGCAACAGCAGCAACAGUGCCAAACGCUGGGAAACAGCCAAACGCACAGUCCACAGCACCAGCAGCAGCAGCAACAACAGCAACAGCAGCAACAACAGCAGCAGCAACAACAGCAACAAUCACGUGGCCUAAAGCGCAGCGGCAGCGACUGCUACGAGGACCAUCGCUCUAGUGGCGGCGGCAUGACGCUGCAAGGCCUAGAGAGCUGCGCUGCCGGCAGCAUAGCCAGCGGCGGCAUCGACGUCGACGGGGUAGACAGCUACAACACGCUGCCCAAUAAGAAAUCACCGCCCGCCAAUGGCAAGAAGACAAAGGGACGCGUCAAAAUCAAAAUGGAGUACAUCGACAACAAAUUGCGCCGUUACACGACCUUCUCCAAGCGGAAGACUGGCAUCAUGAAGAAGGCCUACGAGCUGUCAACGCUGACUGGGACCCAGGUGAUGCUGCUGGUGGCCAGUGAGACGGGUCACGUGUACACAUUCGCCACGCGCAAGCUGCAGCCGAUGAUAACGUCGGAGGCGGGCAAGCAGCUGAUACAGACGUGCCUGAACUCGCCGGAUCCGCCGAGCGUGGGCGGCGGCGAUCAGCGCAUGUCCGCGACGGGCUUCGAGGAGACGGAGCUCAGCUACAACAUCGCCGACGAGGACACCAAAGAUGACCGUUCGCCAACAUCGUCGGGCAACGAAUCGGAUGACUCUUCGGAUGUGGAAAUGCCGUUGCCAGCCGACGCCGACCCUGUUUCCAAGGCAGCAGCCCAUGAGCUGAAGCCAGAGACUGCAGCGUCCGUAGGUGGCCCAAAAUCAAUGCCAGCCUCAUUAAUCUAUCAGACUGAGACGGGUGCAUCGACGUCCACAGCGGCGGCAGCAGCAGCAGCAGCAGUAGCAUCGGCAGCAUCAACAGCGUCGCCCGCGACAGCAGCAGCACCAGAUAGCAAAUAUGUUUAUCCGGCCACCUCGUUCGCCAAUAUACCGCCGGACAUGCUGCGCCAUCUAAUACAGUCGGGCCAAUUACAGAUUCAUGCCGAAGAAGAUGGCAAUCAGUAUGUUACCAUACCGCUGAGCUCCACCGUGGCCAGUUACAUCAAAGGCAAGUCCACGACAGGGGCCACGAGCUCCCAUCCGAAGUCUGAGAAGUGUACCGAGAAGGCCUUAUCCAUAAAGCAGGAAUAUGACUAGCAUAGUGAUUGGCCUAAACGGAGACUGGUUUUACGGGCAUAUUUGGAUAAAUCCUGUAAAUCCGUAUCUAAUCGAUCCAAGACAAAACAAUUACCCAUAUACAUACACACACUCACAUACAUACAUGCGUCUUUGAUCAUAAUGUGGAUCAGAUGCUGAUCACACA
This is a messenger RNA of Drosophila arizonae, 1810 nucleotides long. RefSeq names its product serum response factor blistered (gene bs). NCBI's taxonomy places the organism in Eukaryota, Metazoa, Arthropoda, Insecta, Diptera, Drosophilidae. Gene Ontology annotation, biological process: positive regulation of transcription by RNA polymerase II. The record is from RefSeq and is a predicted model, not a curated record. Gene Ontology annotation, molecular function: cis-regulatory region sequence-specific DNA binding; DNA-binding transcription factor activity, RNA polymerase II-specific; protein dimerization activity.